AGGAGGUCUCACUGGGAAGACAUAUGUGGUUGGCGGUCGACAAGUCUUCAAUUGCUGAUAAUUCUUCAAGUGUUACACAGUGGGUGUAUAUGUCAUGUACGUCAACAAGUAAACAUGAAUACCAGCAAAGUUGCGCAGACUGAGUUUGUAUGCAGCUUAUUUCCUUCACUGUUGUGCCCCACACUGAAUGGUGAUUUGGUUUGUGACAGCAAAAAAAGAAAGUGCUUAAUCAUCUAUAGAUGGCUGAAAAACCUUCCCAAAGUCUUGGUUAUAACGGAGAAGUCCAGUCUGACCCAGAAAAACAAAAUCAAAAUGACAGGAAGUCUCAUUGCUGCAAAAUAUGUAGAAAGAUUUUUACCAAAAAGAGUAGUCUUACGUGUCAUAUGAGGUUACACACAGGUGAGAAACCAUACAAAUGUACUGAAUGUGAACUUAAAUUUACUCACAAAAGUACAUUGUUACACCACACGAGACUCCACACAGGUGAAAAGCCAUAUGUUUGUGGAAUAUGUAAUAAAAGGUUUCGGCAACGCUCAAAUUAUACACUACAUGGAAAGAUACAUACAAAGGAAAAACCAUAUAAAUGCAACGACUGUGGUAAACAGUUUGCUCAAAGAGUUCACCUUACAACACAUGUCCGACUUCACACAGGAGAAAAGCCUUAUACGUGUGAUGAGUGUGAUCAGAAGUUCUUUCAGAGAUCCCACCUGACCCGUCACACUAAAAAUCACAAGAAGAGACAAACUAAAUACUGUGAGGAUGUCAGCAGGUCAGCAGGUCCUUCAAGAAAUGCGAAACCAAGACAAAUAUAUCCAAGUGAUAAACAUUCAGAAGAGCAUUCUGCGACAGAUAAUAAUCAAUGUUUACAUUUUGAAAGGCAAAAUAGGUUUACUCUGAAGUGUGAACAUUGCAAAAAAAUAUUCAUCAAGAAGUCACACCUACGAAAUCACAUGUUCAUCCAUACGGGUGAAAAACCUUUCAGUUGCACCUACUGUGGUAAGAAGUUUGCAGAGAAAAGUAGUGUAAGACGCCAUCAGAAAAUACACAAGGAAAAAAAGGGAUGUAGUGAACUUUCCCAACAUAGGUCAGAGCAUCCCAUCGCCACGCUGUCUUCAGAUACUCAAGGGCCAGCGCGAAUUACACCUCAUUUAACGAUAGGUGAAUCGAAAAUGCUAGCCUUCAAUAAUGCCGAUGCAAAUUUCAAAUUAGAAGCAUGCUUUACUGAGGUUGAGGUAACAGAAUAUGGAUUGAAAAGUGGUGGAAGUAAAUUACAUCCAACAAAAAAGACUACUAAUACAAAUAAUCAGACGACAAAUUACUUAACCGCUGACACAGAAAACACAAAAUCAAAACCAGUUUUAGAUAAACUUAUCCCCAUGGUUGGAUGCCGCAGUCAUUGCGACAACCAUUCUGAAUUACUAGCCAGUGUGAGCAAAUUAAAGGUUUCAUUGGAUUCUGGCAUCAACAAAUCUCCAUCGGACUUAUUCACAAUCAAUUGUAAUGAGUCAUCAACAAAACAAGUAAAAGAUAUCAAGGACGAAAUUGAUUUCUUUCAAGAAGAUUUAGAUGUGUAAAUCACGCCUGUUUCGUUACAUUUGUAAGGAAAAAUAAAAGUAUCUAAUAACACCAAACUCCUACGUCCACAGCAAGAGCCACAGGUUUUUAAUCUUAUUUGUAUUUAUCCUGUACUUUUUAGUGGCUGCUGGUGUUGCUCUGGAGUUGGCCAUCAUGGAACGCCUGCCUUCUCUAUUCGUUGUCAUGAAUAGCUGCAUUAGUGUUACUCUCUCCUAGUCCAUCAAUGUAUUUUAGGCGUUGUCUUCCUCUUGAUCUCUUUCCCUCAAAUUUUCCUGUUAGGCAGAUAUUUUCUGUUUGUUCCCUUAUUACAUGACCUAUGAAUUGUAAGUCUUUCUCUAAUCACUUCCAUUACUGUUCGUUUUAUUCCCAUUCUUACUUCCAUUAAUCCUUGUUUUCUUCCCAUACUUUUAUACUUCAUUUGUUUUCUCCCGUUCAUGAAAUUUACGGGUACUCUUCCAUAGCCACAUUUCUGAUACUUCUAGGUUCUUUUGUAUAUGUUUAUUAUUGUUAGCUUAAUGUUAUUGACCAAGUGUUUUACAUAACUGAUUUUUUUUAUUGUUAUCCUUUGUAUUUCAUUCUCAGUUUUCCCAUCCCAUGUUUUCACGCUACCUAGAUCGUUGAACUGGUCAACCUGAUUUAAUGACCUUCCUUCUACCUCCAUGUUGA
Messenger RNA from Penaeus indicus, 2241 nucleotides. Its product is annotated as zinc finger protein 501-like. Gene Ontology annotation, biological process: regulation of transcription by RNA polymerase II. Gene Ontology annotation, cellular component: nucleus. Bases 240 to 1574 code for a protein of 444 amino acids. The record is from RefSeq and is a predicted model, not a curated record. NCBI's taxonomy places the organism in Eukaryota, Metazoa, Arthropoda, Malacostraca, Decapoda, Penaeidae. The transcript is spliced from 2 exons. Gene Ontology annotation, molecular function: RNA polymerase II cis-regulatory region sequence-specific DNA binding; DNA-binding transcription factor activity, RNA polymerase II-specific.